Monoraphidium neglectum is the source of this 996-nucleotide messenger RNA. RefSeq lists its product as hypothetical. The transcript has 4 exons. The coding region runs from base 1 to 996 and encodes 331 amino acids. The record is from RefSeq and is a predicted model, not a curated record. Lineage: Eukaryota; Viridiplantae; Chlorophyta; Chlorophyceae; Sphaeropleales; Selenastraceae.
AUGGACGAUGCGGGUGACAAGGGCUGGUGGACGCUGCUCACGUCGCCCUGCGGCCACAAGCUGCGCAUCUUGCUGCCCGAUACGCUGCUGCUGCGCCCCGGCGGCGCCGCUUAUGCAUGGUACCGCACCUGCGGCGACGGCUACGCGGUCCGCACCCCCAGCAGCGCCCUCAGCCUGCACGCCUUCUCCCGUGCGCUGCGCCGCGCCCGCCUGCCCGGCGCGGAGGCGGUGACCGCCGGCCCCCGCGGCAGCGAAUGCGGCGGCGGCGGCGACAACGGGGCGGUGGCGGUGGCGAGGUAUGCGUCCGGGCUGGCGCGGCUCCUGGACGGCCCUGGGCUGGAUCGCAUGCUCUCGGGCGUCACCCUCACCUUUAGCAGAACUCCUCCGCCGGCGGCCAGCUGCUGCGCCGCCAGCGACCUGGCCGCCCUCGCCGCCUCGUGGCCCGGCCUGCCCGACGGGCCCGAGCAGCCCUCCACGGCUGCGUCAGAGAUCGGCACCGCAAACGGCCCGUCGGCGGCGGGCGAUGGCUGGGUUGCCACGGAAGCCGGAGGGGCGGCGGGGGCGGACUGGGUGACGUCGAUCCAGCAGUACGUGGCGCCCGCGGACGGCCGCCGCUACCUGACGACAGCCGGCGGCGCCGACGGCCCGGGGCGCGACUCGACGCAGGCGCUGCCUUACUCUGCGCGCUACGCCCCGGACCCCCGGCGCCGGGCGGCGGGCGGGGCCGGCUGGGCGGCUGGGGGCGGGGCGGGCGCGGAAGCUGCGGGGUCGGGGCCGGGAUCUUUGCAGUCGGACGAGGAUCGGCGGCUGGGUGGGCUGACCAGAGUGGUAUCAGGCGUGGAGCAGCAGCAGCAGCAGCGGCAGCAGCAGCAGCAGGAGCGGGAAACGGUUGGAGAGGAGGCGGAGGGCCCGGUAGAUGCGCCCGCCGCGGUGCACAAGCAGGCGUCCGCGCUGCUGCAGGUUUGCAUGACCUCACGCGUCACCCCCCCCCCCUAA